AUUGGCAAUGCACUUAUUAAGACCCCCAAGACUCGGAGUUCAUUUGUUUAUCUUCCGGUGAGAGACAGAGAUAUUGAGGGAAAGAGAAGCUUUGUGGAGGGAACGAUGAUUCCAGACCAAUGGACGUCUCCUUGCGGAAAUCAGUGCACCAAGAAAUACGCAGCUAUGCAGAUUGCAUGGAGAGUAUUUUGCAAAAAAGGGUGCUAUGCUGAUGGAGAGACAUGGGAGGAAUGCUUGGAGGAGUGCAAUGAGAUAUGCUAUAAGGACCCCGUAUUCAAGGACCAGCAGUGGAGUGCUUACAUUGAUCGUUCUCCUGGAUCUCCCUCUCACUCCAAGGAAUGCUUUAAUGCUUGUGUAUCUGGCUGUGGUUUCAAGAGCUCUGCCUUUUGGUGAGAAGCAAAGAAAAAACUUAUGUACUUCAUGAGAAAGAAAGUCCUUGAGCUUGCUUGUUACUGGCAUUGCUUUAUGUUUAUGGUUAAAUGAUAAUUAUGAAAGGCUUUUUUAGUACUUUUAAUAACCCUUGAAGCGUUGCAUUUCCUACUCAAUGAUCUAGUGCUUUUUCUGUGGACAGGAAACCAUUUACAUAUGCUAUGUUCAUAGUUAAUAGGUUUCUAACCAUUUUUUGUGUUGCUUUAACUGUCUUACUUUCUUUAUGCUCUGUGAGUUAAAGAAACAGGGGUUGGGGUUGUUCCCAUGUUUACUACAAUAAUUUUUUGUUGUCAAGGUAUGAGGCAAACUGCUGUUCAUUUCCAAACAGGCACUGAACAACUAUUCUUCUAAUCUUCAGACUGUAAUAAGAUAAUGUUUUGGCGCUUGAUGUGGAUAAUCUCUAUACAUAUCUAUUUCUAACAUUUGAUAUGACAAUUCUGCUGCAUCCUUCCCCUUCCAGCCAUACCCAAAAAAAAGGUGAAAAAUGGUUACUAUAGAAAAAAGUCAAUAAUUUGACAUUGUUACAUGCUCACUACAAUUUUUACUGCCACAUUAUCUCCAUGAUUGUGAAGCUCAUGGUAUUGGGUCAUGUAUGUUGCUGAUGAGGACAGUAUCUGUCUUCUGGGCUUAUGGACAUUAUUGGAGAAUUAUCCAUCGUCUCCCAGUGCAGUUAGUGUGCAACUAUAUUACAUUCCAUUGGAUUAGAUGAAUAAUAUCUUCAGUUCCAUAAUGUUUUUCCAAGUAAUUGUUCUCCAAGCUUUUGCCUGUGUUGUAUCUUUGUUUCAUUGCAGUUUGAAAUUAGCCCAGAGGAAGUUGCUAAAGUUCGGUCAAAGAGGUUACCUGAGCCUCUCACUGUUCAAGAACCACCACCGUCGACACCAAUGCCAAUGCCAACACCAACUGACGGACCCUGUGCAACAACCGAAGAUGUACCUUGCACAUCUGCAUAGCGAGAGUAUUCUAGGCAACAAGGCUUGUAUAUCAAAAAUCUGCAUAGUGAGAGUAGUUGUCUGCUAAAACAUUUUGCAGGCAGACGAAAUGCUGCAACAUACAUGCUGCUUAGGAUCAGUUCAGUUGUAGGCCAUUUUUUUGUCGGCAGAAGAUUUUGUUCUUAUGUCCACCUCUUGCGUCUUCCGAGCUUCCUCUGGCCUGAGGUGUGACCUAAUAUCCAGUUUUCUGGAGUUUUGAGACUAUACCUUAGUCAUUUUUCUGGAGCUUCCUCUGGUCAGUUUUCUGGAUUACUGACCCCCAAUUUUUUGCUCCAUAAAAGAUAUGAUGGUGCAAAAGAAUCGGUCUAAAAAUCCUUUACAAGAUACCUAAAACCAUACAGGGACUAAUUGUUCUUCUUCGGUGGUUAUGGGAAUUUUUUUAGGAAAUUUUGUA
Molecule: messenger RNA, 1812 nt
Organism: Vitis vinifera (wine grape)
Lineage: Eukaryota; Viridiplantae; Streptophyta; Magnoliopsida; Vitales; Vitaceae
Exons: 5
Coding region: 106-393 (95 amino acids)
Source: RefSeq, a predicted model, not a curated record